AUGAAACAUCUGACUGGCCCUUCAGUGAAACGAUUAUCUACAACUCGCUGGUCGGCGAGAUAUGAAGCUUGCAACAGCAUGAACCAAAAUUGGAAAGAAGUUGUCGCAGCUUUGAGUGAAAUUGAUGAGCGGGACAGGUCUAAGACUGGGAGUGAAGCAAAAGGAUUGAAAAUCAAGCUAACAUCUCUGGAAACCGCAAUAAUGUUCGCUGUAUGGAGUCCAAUUUUGGAAAGAUUUGAUAAAGUGAGCGAAGCAAUACAGAAAGUUGGCAUUGGUAUAGAUGAAGUAGUUUUGUAUUAUGAGUCAUUGGUUGAUUAUAUCUUAGGAUUGAGAGAUCAAUUUGAUCGAUUUGAGGAGAGAGCGAAGAUCAAUUCUGGAUUUGAGGAAUAUCGAAGUGAAGAAAGAAGAGCCACAACAAGAACUGUUCCUGCUGAUGAAACUCGAGUGGGACAUACUGCUUUGAGUGGGAGGGAAAACUUCAGAGUAGGGGUUUAUCUUGUUAUAAUUGACUAUCUAACAAGAGAAUUGAAUCAACGUAAAAAUUGCUACAAGGGUUUUGCUGCGAAAUUCUCCUUUUUAUUAAAACUGCAAUCGAUUAGUUCUGAAGAAUUAGGAGUAGCGGUUACUAAUCUCAUCUCUAGUUUUCCUCAGGAUUUAGAUGAAAAACUCCACGAUGAAUGUUUGCACUUCAAAUCCUACUUAGCACAGUUAGAACAACCUCCAAAAACUCUACACGAGAUGAGUACCUUCAUUAGAAGUGAUAAAAGCUUAGUGCAAAUGUUUCCCUACAUCGAUAUUACAAUUAGAAUGUUUUUAUGCACUUUUGCAACGAACUGUUCAGCAGAGAGGUCGUUUUCAGCAUUGAAGCGAAUUUUAUCCUAUUUGCGAUCUAGCAUGUCUCAAGAGCGUUUGAAUUAUCUGGCCGUUUUGUGCAUUGAAGCUGAAUUGUUGAAAAAAUUAGACUUCGAAGCUGUGUUCCAACAAUUUGCGGAAAAGAAGGCAAGAAGAAAACCAUUAUUAGUUUGA
This is a messenger RNA of Harmonia axyridis, 1026 nucleotides long. RefSeq lists its product as uncharacterized. Gene Ontology annotation, molecular function: protein dimerization activity. The transcript has a single exon. The record is from RefSeq and is a predicted model, not a curated record. The coding region runs from base 1 to 1026 and encodes 341 amino acids. Lineage: Eukaryota; Metazoa; Arthropoda; Insecta; Coleoptera; Coccinellidae.